This is a messenger RNA of Ananas comosus (pineapple), 684 nucleotides long. RefSeq names its product tetratricopeptide repeat protein 1-like. The record is from RefSeq and is a predicted model, not a curated record. Gene Ontology annotation, molecular function: protein binding. Lineage: Eukaryota; Viridiplantae; Streptophyta; Magnoliopsida; Poales; Bromeliaceae. The annotation marks the transcript as partial. The transcript has 3 exons.
CUUUGCAAGACUUCGAGGAAUAGUGAUUUGUUUAUUGUGCUUUUACAGGGUAAAUAUGAUGAAACAAUAAAGGAAUGCACGAAGGCGCUGGAGUUGAAUCCUCCAUAUUUGAAAGCACUACUUAGGAGGGCAGAAGCACACGAGAAGCUCGAACAUUAUGAAGAAGCUAUUGCUGAUAUGAAAAAAGUAAUCGAGCUGGAACCUUCAAAUGACCAAGCAAGGAAAUCAUUGCAACAUCUUGAGCCAUUAGCAGCUGAAAAGAGAGAGAAGAUGAAGGAGGAGAUGAUCGAAAAACUGAAAGAGAUGGGGAAUUCAGUUUUGGGGCGAUUCGGAAUGAGCGUCGACAACUUUAAAGCUGUGAAAGACCCAAACACCGGCUCAUACUCUAUCUCAUUUCAACACUAAUUACAUAUAGUAGUCCAGGUACCAUCAAAAAGACCAAAAGGAAAAAAAAAAGGGAAAUACCUAUAGAGAACAAGGAGGGUUAAAAAAAAAGCUGAAACAAAUACAGUGUACCGUACUAGUCGAAUUGUGAAUCGAACUUUUGUUGGAUUGAUAACCUGUUCAUUGUAUCACUCUGUUCAUGGAGCUCCCAUGAUCCUUGUUUUGCUGCAGUUUGGUGUAUAAAUGAUAUAGCAUAUGUAAGGAGCAAGGGAUUGUGUUUUCUUUUUCUUUGAUCUUUUA